Exophiala xenobiotica is the source of this 492-nucleotide messenger RNA. RefSeq lists its product as uncharacterized. The transcript is spliced from 2 exons. The coding region runs from base 1 to 492 and encodes 163 amino acids. Lineage: Eukaryota; Fungi; Ascomycota; Eurotiomycetes; Chaetothyriales; Herpotrichiellaceae. The record is from RefSeq and is a predicted model, not a curated record.
AUGCUGAUCACGGGCACCGCUCAUCCUCCCGCUGGUGCCACUGGUCUCAACGUCGCAGUCCAAUCACACGUGGUAACACUAUCCUGGCGCUAUCUGCCCACUAUCCUUGCCUCAUCGCUCAUUAUGCUCGGGUGGACCCUAAUCAUCAACAAUGUCGGGCGCCGCCGUUAUCCGCUUCAUUGGUGGGCACCCGGUCCGACGUUUGUCUGUGUUGACGAUGACUCGGAGCUGGAAAACGCAGAAGAAGGAGAAGUUGAACGAGAAGAGAUGGAGGAGCGUGAUCUCGAAAAAGAAAGUACUGCUGCUAGCGAUACACUAUCUGAGGAUCGUAGAAAGCAUGGAGAAGUUGCGCGCAGUCGGUCCCUCAGAGACAUGGAUCCGGAGAAGAUCCAGAUGGAACCAGCAUCUUUGCAAAGCGCUUUCGAUGCGUCGCCGGGAGAGUUCUCGAACCGUCGGCUGAGUUCUAGUGGAGAGCGCUAUCACUUGGACUAG